This is a messenger RNA of Trypanosoma cruzi, 618 nucleotides long. RefSeq names its product trans-sialidase, putative. NCBI's taxonomy places the organism in Eukaryota, Euglenozoa, Kinetoplastea, Trypanosomatida, Trypanosomatidae. Bases 1 to 618 code for a protein of 205 amino acids. The transcript has a single exon. The record is from RefSeq and is a predicted model, not a curated record.
AUGCUCUCACGUGUUGCUGCAGUGAAGGCACCCCGCACGCACAACCGUUGCGGCGUGACCGGAUCCAGCGGAAGGAGGAGGGAAGGAAGAGAGAGUGAGCAGCGGAGGCCCAACAUGCCCCGGCGUGUGUUUAAUUCCACGGUGCUGCUCCUCCUCGUCGUGAUGAUGUGCUGCGGCUCCUGUGAUGCUGCAGAUGUUGUGGGGAGUAAUUCGAGGAAUGCGCAAUUGCCUCAUACGGUCGAUCUAUUUUUGCCGAAUAAGACGCAGGUGGUUGCAAAAAAUGGGUCUGCAUGUGGAGUGAAAUUUGCGUUCGUCUCACCGUCUCUUGUGAGUGCUGGUGGACUGAUGAUUUCCGUUGCCGAGGGUCGCGCCAAGUAUAAUGACCCCCACAAAUCGGGCUGGCUUGAUUCUUCUGAUAUUGUGGCGGGGUACAUUGACGCUGCGGGGACGUGGCCGUCCAUUGUCGCUGAGACCACUAAGACGGAAUGGAGGGCACACACACAACGACACCCACACGAUAUAUACAUUGGUAUGGUUGGCUGCUCCUCUCGCACUCUGUGCUGGCGGUUGCGUGUGGCUGCUGAUCCCCGUUGUGUUUUUGAUGGAGGAGGCGCGUGA